This is a messenger RNA of Podarcis muralis (Common wall lizard), 3594 nucleotides long. It is a transcript of the gene CIITA, whose product is annotated as class II major histocompatibility complex transactivator. Gene Ontology annotation, biological process: positive regulation of transcription by RNA polymerase II; positive regulation of MHC class II biosynthetic process; positive regulation of MHC class I biosynthetic process. Gene Ontology annotation, molecular function: ATP binding; protein binding. NCBI's taxonomy places the organism in Eukaryota, Metazoa, Chordata, Lepidosauria, Squamata, Lacertidae. The record is from RefSeq and is a predicted model, not a curated record.
UUUCACUUCUGCUCUCAUGAGCUGCGUGUUGCAUGGACGGUGAACAGAAGGUCUCAUGUGGUGGUCUCUUUUUAUUCCUGGGGUGGGACUGAGGCUGAGGUUUCGUGUGCUGUCUUGACAUUCAAGGGGGAAGAGCGGAGCAGAGGGCUCUCCCAGCGUCUGGUGACACCAUGGACCCAGGAGUCCUGGCUGGGAAGAGCUACCUGGACCUCCUGUUCAGUGACGUCGACAUACCGGUUCUGUAUAAGGAGGUAGUGGAAACAGAACCUGACGAUCAGGAAAACAACCCUGAUGUCUUUUACACAGUGGAAAGUAAUGAGAGUGGAGAACAAGUCUGCCUGUGUGCGGACACUGGAGAGGCCUAUGAUAAAAUAGCUUCCUUGGCUGAAUACGUGCUAAAAGACCAGGAAGAAAAACCUGAGGAAGAUCUGUUCGGAAACCUGGUUCUAGACGAGGCAGCGGCUGAAACCCCAGGGGAGGCCAAGAAACGGGGCAGCUGCUCUGAUGCUCCAGAGCCCAAACGCAGGAAACUCGGGCAUCCACCGGCUCUCUGCGUCGUUAGCGGCAACUGCAUCACCAUCCCUCUGAGCUGCUCCCCAGCCGACACCCUGUCGUCGCCCGACUUCCACAUGGAGUUUUCGGUGACCACCAUCAGCCCUGCCUUCGAGCCUCUUGCAAGCCCCAACCUGUACUACUCCCCACUCGGCGUGGAAGAUAUUCAGGUAGUCUUUGCCUUCGAGCCUCUCAAUCAGUGUGUGAAUAUUCUUGCUGAGCCAGAAGGUGCCAUCAUUAAUGCCUGUCCUGAUGUGGUUGUGGCUGACAAAGGACCUGAAGCCCCACCUGUUCAUUCAGAGCAAGCUCACAAACGACUAGGCCCUGUGGACGCGUUUCGCAGGAGGCUAAAAGACCACUUCCGGGAGACGUGCCAAUUUGUGCCUAUGGAGCGAGAGUUCGCCCUGGACUGCCUUUACAUCGAACGUGACAUGGCGCUGUGCCUCGUGGAAAGCAAGAACGCCGGGAAAAAUGCUGACCCCAGGCCCUGCGACCUCAGAGAGAAAGGGAAGGUUGCAGUGGGGAGCAGUCAGCUCUUUCAGCUGCCUUGGAAGAACAACCUGGGAACCAAAGUCGUCGUCGUCUUGGGGAAAGCCGGAAUGGGGAAAAGCCUGCUGGUCCAAAAGAUCUGCCUGGACUGGUCCAGAGGCCAUUUGCCCAAUUACAGCUUCCUUUUCCGAUUUGAUUGCCGGAUGCUGGGCCUCCUCCCUGAAAACCGCUACAGCCUCAAGCAGCUGCUGUUUGAGCUCUCCACUGGACCUCAAGAUGGCGGUGAUGACAUCUACAGGCACAUUCUGCGGUACCCAGAAAAGGUCCUCCUCAUUUUUGAUGGUUUUGAAGAGCUGAAGGACCGGGAUGGCUUAACAUCUGGUGUAGACAGCCUGCCCCACAAGGAGCCCUUGGGAAUUGGAGGCAUCCUGGCCAGAAUCUUCCAGAAGAAGAUUCUCAGCGGCUGCACGGUGCUUCUAACCUCCCGCCCCAAGGACAAGUUGCAGCAGCAUUUAUCGAAGAUGGACGCGACGCUCGAACUGGCAGGGUUCUCCACGCAGCAAGCCGAGUCGUACAUUGCUCAGUACUUUGAAGGAUUGCCCUGCUGUGGCGAGGCAGUGGCUUUGAUCAGGAAAUGCCCUUACCUCUUCAGCCAUUGCUACACUCCUGACCUGUGUCGCUUCGUUUGCGAGGCUGUGUCUGAAGCGGGGUGCAAGGAACUGCCUUCCACGCUUACCGGCCUGUUGGCCAAGUUCCUACUCCAAAAACUGAUGCGUUCAUCCCCUAAGCACCAGAAUAUUGCCGCUUUAGCUCAGGUGGCCUGGUCUUCCGGACAGGACCACCGGAACACACUCAUGAGCUACAACUUUCCGUCCACAGAAGUGAAGGAGUUUGCUCUCAGCUGCGGACUGGUGGUCCCCCUCGCGUUCCCAAAAGACUCCAGCAGCAGGAAAGAGGAAUGUGGCUAUGUGUUCCCUAGCUUCGUGGUCCAAAAUUUCCUGGUUGCGCUGCAUUUGGUGCUGGCUAAAGAGAUCAAGGACAAAACGCUCACCAAAUACCUUCGGCUGCUCACCAAAUCCAAGAAGUUUCUCUUCUCUUGGAGCUUGGUACCUUGUUUUUUGUCUGGCUUGCUAUUUUUAGGGGGCAAACUGAGAUCCUCUGUCCUUUUCAGAGAGGAGGGAGAGAUGGACACCAAGAGAAUGGCCGGCAAGAAGCAGAGAAGCUUCUCAAACUACGUCCGGAAACUCAUGGAGCGUGAUUUCCCUCCGGACAAGCUCCUUGAUUUUCUCCACUGUCUCUAUGAAACGGGAGAUCGUUGCCUUUUGAAGCAAAUGGCUUUAGAACUCAAGUGUGAGCUCUCUUUCUCGGGGUUUGCUCUCACCCCACCCAACGUCUACAUUCUCCACUCUGUCAUCAAACAAGCCAAAAGGAAGUUUGCUUUAGAUUUGAGAGGGAGCGCCAUUGACUCAGAAGGAUUCAGACAGCUGGUCACUCUGGAGAAUGUUGCAUCAUUCAGGGCAUCCCUCAGCGAUGCCGUCCGGCUCUGGAGGCAGUUGUGGGAAGCUGAGGAAAGAGACCAACUGCAAUCCGCCAUUGAGAAGUUUAUUGUUGUUCCGUUCAAAGCCAAGACGAUGAGGGACAUUGAUGACCUCUGUGCUCUUGUCGACAUGCAGGAGAAAAUGACGCAAAGCGAGGCAGAUUCAGCUGGCGGUAGCGCCCGCCUCAUCCCUGCCGUCGCAGAGCUUAAACAAUUAGAAUUCACAUUGGGUCGUGUCUGUGGCUUGACAGGCUUCCGAAAGCUGGUGAGGAUCCUGGGCACGUUUCCAGCGCUGCAACAUUUGGACUUGGAUUCUCCCAAUGAGAACGAGAUCGGAGACGAAGGAGUGACUAGCCUCAGCAGCGUCCUUCCUCACUUGUCCUACCUGGAAGCGUUAAACCUGUCGGGGAACAAAAUAACAGACCUGGGGGCAGAGAAGUUAGCCAAAGCGCUUCCGUCGCUGCGUUCGCUGAAGACACUAAGCUUGUACAAUAACAACAUUGGAGAUGCUGGGGCAGAACAUUUUGCCAGAGUGCUCCCAGAGACAGCUUCUUUGAGAGUGCUUGACAUCCAUUGCAACAAGAUAACGGCUGCUGGAGCUCAGCACCUGACGGACAGCUUGAGGAAAUGUCCCCGCGUCCAGAGUGUGGCGCUAUGGAAUCCCACUAUUCCCCAUGGACUUCUAGAUCAUCUGCAGCAGCUGGAUUCUCGAAUCAGAUUACUCUAGAUCCAGCAAAACCAGGCUCAAACAAGGUUGGGAUUUUGAAAUGCGCACAUCCUUCCGAACGGAGGACGAAGAACCUGACGUUUUUCAUGGGAUGAUUCAUGAAUGAAAAUGGGAAAUCAACAACAUCUGGCUACAGGGACCUCUGUCCUGAAAACAUGGAUUUGGGAAAUAGCUUGACACGGUUUUAAGGAACCACAAGAGAAUGCAAAGCAGUUUCUCCAAAAUGAUCUUUAGCAGAUGAAUAGACUGUGGAGCAGUGCAAGGUCUUUUUUUUUUUUUUUGUAUACAG